AAUGGGCGGAUUUGCACCCUCCUCCUCCUCCUCCUCCUCCUCUUCCUAAACACCAGGCUUGAGAAGCAGAAGCUGAGCUCCAGCAAGUGACAGACACUGCAGCUGAGCCAACAGUUGGUAAUCCCUUGUGUAGACAUGGCAGGAAAGGCUCACAGACUCAGUGGAGAGGAACGAGAGCAGCUCCUGCCUAACCUGAGGGCAGUUGGGUGGAAUGAACUGGAUGGCAGAGAUGCUAUUUGCAAAGAAUUUCAUUUCAAGGAUUUCAAUAGGGCUUUUGGAUUCAUGACCAGAGUUGCAUUACAAGCUGAAAAGUUAGAUCACCACCCUGAAUGGUUUAAUGUCUACAACAAGGUUCAUAUCACUUUGAGCACUCAUGAAUGUGGAGGUCUUUCCGAGAGGGACAUUAACCUGGCCAGCUUUAUUGAACAAGUUGCAGCCACUUUGUCUUAACAAUAGGUGGCAGCACUGCCACACGAUCGGGUGUCCAGAUGAAGCAAGUCAAUGAUGCUGUGUGUUUGUGUGUGAAUAUGGAAAUGCCCAUUCUUCUCUUGUAUGCUGGUAAAACAUAAAAACAGUAGCACACUAUAAUACUAGAUGCAAUUAUACUGCCAAACCCUUCUUUGUGUAUUUGUGACUGUAGUUCCAAGUAGCUUUGGCCCUAAAUGGGAAAAUGUUUACUACAGCCCUUAUCUCUAUGUAUUACAGUACAUAACAGUAUUACUACAUUUUAUAGUGAAUAAAUAUUAUGUACUAUU
Messenger RNA from Hyla sarda, 755 nucleotides. It is a transcript of the gene PCBD1, whose product is annotated as pterin-4 alpha-carbinolamine dehydratase 1. The transcript has 4 exons. The record is from RefSeq and is a predicted model, not a curated record. Gene Ontology annotation, molecular function: 4-alpha-hydroxytetrahydrobiopterin dehydratase activity. The coding region runs from base 136 to 450 and encodes 104 amino acids. NCBI's taxonomy places the organism in Eukaryota, Metazoa, Chordata, Amphibia, Anura, Hylidae. Gene Ontology annotation, biological process: tetrahydrobiopterin biosynthetic process.